Messenger RNA from Clupea harengus (Atlantic herring), 4138 nucleotides. RefSeq names its product solute carrier family 24 member 1 (gene slc24a1). The record is from RefSeq and is a predicted model, not a curated record. NCBI's taxonomy places the organism in Eukaryota, Metazoa, Chordata, Actinopteri, Clupeiformes, Clupeidae. Gene Ontology annotation, molecular function: calcium, potassium:sodium antiporter activity; calcium channel activity. Gene Ontology annotation, biological process: calcium ion transmembrane transport; long-term synaptic depression; long-term synaptic potentiation. Gene Ontology annotation, cellular component: plasma membrane.
AUACCUGAAAUAAAAUGUAUGUCAAAUCUGUUCACUUUUAUGUCAAAUCUGUAGCCUCUCCUUUAACCCGAAUAACAUCUCCAACUUGAAAACCAAUCGUCAGUUUGCACAGUCGAAAUAAUUAGGCAGAAAAUGGUUCAACGUCUAAUGAGAGUGUAGUGGAGAAGGUACACAUAAUCCUCUUAUAAGACUUCAGGUAUUAGGUAUAAUGCUGAUCCAUUGUGAAGAGCUGUCCUGCGGUGCGUCCUGAUUGACCUAAACCGGGCUUCUGCGCACAGCCUGCAGAGCGCUCUGCCGAUGGUCUCGCCAAGCCAGCUGUGGGGGUAGCACUCUCCAUCCACAACGUCGCAGGUUGUCCACAGACGUCGUGUCAUCCCCGGCUGAAGGAAGGACGCACUGAGGAUGAGAUGAAACAGCCCGUGUCAGGAUACCUUCCACCCCCAGCCUUUUGUGGGGGGCGUCUUUGGGGUGUCUGGCUGAUAUAAUUCCCAUAUGCAAUUUCUUACUCAAUAGCAAAUCGACACUUCCAUCUGUUUGGACCCUCCACCAGGGAACAUGUAUCUGACUCGCAGGAAGAGACUUCACCUGAGCAGGAUUAUAUUUUUUCUCUCUGGAAUUUUGCUGUGUUGCAUAUACCAGCUGACCGUCCGUGCCAGGCUACCAGAGCCUUGGCUGGAGGCUCAGAUUGGAGAUGAUCCCAUGGAUGGGACUGUGGAGGCGGUGGGGCAAACGCCAGAAGAGACUGCUGGAGAAGAUGCCCUUAGCACCGGUACCCAGCCGGUGAACACAACCAAUUCAACCGUGGUGGAGCAUCCUGUGGUAACUUCUGUUGCAUCUUCACCAACUGCAGCAUCAACCACAACAAUGACUACAGCAAAUUCGCUGACCACAACAAACGCAGCAACAACAAUGACAGCAACAACAACCACAACAACAACAACAACAACCACAACAACAAAAACAACAAACGCAACAACAAAGACAACUACAUCUUCGACCAAACUGCCCCCAACAACCACCACAAACAGGACGGUUGUGCACUGCAUUUUCGUGGAUCCCAGCUCCCAGCCCAGCCCUGCUCCUACCCCUGCCGCGACCCCCACAACCCCUGUGCCCAUCACCACCCUCACCACCACCACGGCAGCUGGUGACGAGAUCCCCAUUGCCAAGGCAGAGUACCCACAUGACAUCUUCUCCGUGCAGGACAGACGCAAUGGCUGGGUGGCCCUCCACAUCUUUGGGAUGAUCUACAUGUUUGUAGCCCUGGCCAUCGUGUGUGACGAGUUCUUCGUUCCCACACUGGGCGUGAUCACGGACACGUUGCAGAUUUCUGACGACGUUGCCGGGGCAACCUUCAUGGCCGCCGGCGGUUCCGCCCCGGAACUCUUCACCUCCCUGAUUGGCGUCUUCGUCUCCCAUAGCAACGUGGGCAUCGGCACCAUUGUUGGCUCGGCCGUGUUCAACAUCCUCUUCGUCAUCGGGAUGUGUGCCGUCUUCUCAAGAGAGAUGCUCCACCUCACCUGGUGGCCGCUCUUCCGGGACGUCUCCUUCUACAUCCUGGACCUUAUCAUGCUCAUCGUCUUCUUCCUGGACAACACCAUCAUGCCCUGGGAGAGUUGCAUGCUGAUCGGGGGCUACACCUCUUAUGUGGUGUUCAUGAAGUUCAAUGUGCAGAUCGAGUCGGCCGUCAAGGGCCAGCUCAUGAAGCACAAGAACAUCGUCAUCGCUGUGGAGGAACCGGAGAAGGACACUGGCACUGCUGCUGUUGAAGACAGUCGACCUCAUGAUCCAGAAGACAAGAGUCGAUUGAAGCUGAAGCCGGCGCUCCAGCGAGGAGGAAGCUCUGCUUCACUUCACAACAGCACCAUGAGGAGCACCAUCUUCCAGCUGAUGAUCCACACUCUCGAUCCGCUGGGUGAGGAAACUAUUUUAAAUGGAGAGGUAAAGGCUGGCUGCUCAGUGCAGGGGAAAGUGAAAUUCAAAGACAAGGCUCAGAUUCUGAACAAAAUGGCCAAAGCAAAACUCGAGGCUAAAGCGCAGCAGAAAUCUGACGGUGCCGUGGGGGAGGGUGACCCCUCAAAAGAGCCCAGAGAGGAGAGGAAAGAAGAGGAUAUAGAAGAGGGUAAAGAAGGGGAAGAAGAGGAGGCAGAAAUGGAGGCGGAAGAGGAGAAGGAAGAAGAGGCAGAAGAAGAGGCGGAAGAGGAGAAGAAAGAAGAGGAUAAAGAAGAGGCGAAAGAAGAGUCUGCAGAGAAGGCGGAGGAGAAGCCGGAGGAGCCAGAGGAGCAGAAGGAGGGGCAGGAGAUGGCUGUUGUUGCACAUGGUGGAAAUGGUGGUGAUGAGGAUGAUAGUGAGGAAGACAGCGAUGAUGACAGCGAUGACGAUGAUGAUGAUGAGAGUGACGAUGACGACAAAGAAGAGGCAGGAGAGGAGGAAGAGGAGGAGGAGAAUGAGGAGCCUCUGUCGCUGGAGUGGCCAGAGACACGGCGUAAACAGGCCACAUACCUCCUCCUGCUGCCCAUCAUCUUCCCCCUGUGGCUGACCGUCCCUGACGUCCGCAAUCCAGCUUCUAGGAGGUUCUUUGCCAUCACCUUCAUUGGCUCUAUCACAUGGAUUGCUGUUUUCUCCUACCUAAUGGUCUGGUGGGCUCAUCAGGUGGGUGAGACAAUUGGCAUCUCAGAGGAAAUCAUGGGUUUGACCAUCCUGGCCGCGGGCACCUCCAUCCCUGACCUCAUCACCAGCGUGAUCGUGGCACGCAAAGGCCUGGGGGACAUGGCCGUGUCCAGUUCAGUGGGCAGCAACAUCUUCGACAUCACUGUGGGUCUCCCGGUUCCCUGGCUGAUGUGGUCCAGCAUGCACAACUUUGCCCCGGUGAUGGUGAGCAGUAACGGUCUCUUCUGCGCCAUCGUGCUGCUCUUCCUCAUGCUCCUCUUCGUCAUCAUCUCCAUUGCCUCCUGCAAGUGGAAGAUGAACAAAGCGCUGGGCUUCACCAUGUUCAUGCUCUACUUCGUCUUCCUCGUGCUCAGCGUCAUGCUGGAGGAUCGCAUCAUCGUCUGCCCCGUGUCCAUCUGAAGGGAGGAUCGCAUCAUCAUCUGCCCCGUGUCCAUCUGAAGGGGGAUGGCAUCAUCAUCUGCCCCGUGUCCAUCUGAAGCCUCUCCCUCCUCACACCCCCAGUGGCCCUCGCUGGUUCAGUCCAACUGCAGCCUCUCCCUCCUCACACCCCCAGUGGCCCUCGCUGGUUCAGUCCAACUGCGAUGUCAACUUCACCUUGGCCAUCCAUUUCAGGUCCUCCGCCUCCACCUCUCCAACAAGACGAGCCCUGGACCGGCUGGUGCACUCAGUUCUUACUGUGUGUGUGUGUGUGUGUGUGUGUAUGUGUGUAUGUGUGUGUGUGUGCGCGUGCGUGUGUGUGCGUGCGUGUGUGCCUGUGUGUGUAUGGUGUAUUGCAGAACCGGCAAUCAAGCAUUUUGCAGGUGUUCAUAGGCAAGUGCAAGAGUUCUCUCAAACAUACCUUUAGGAAAGUAAUGUUAAGGAUGUAUAUGACUCCUCUUCCAUUAGAUGUACAUUCCACCACCACCACCACGACCGCUUUCUUUUUCAUUAGCUUGGUACGUGACUUGGCAACAUUAAGUGACGCUCAAUCCAAACUGAUCCCAUGUCAAUGAAGGCAGAGCAUCGUGUGCUGUCUAUCGCCAUCGCUCUCUCUGUUUAUGGCUUCACAUGUGGAGAGGGUGCAGAGGGUGUAAGAGGAUUAAUGGAUUUAGCUAGGUGUCUUUGUGUACAUGUCCCCUCCUAGAGGGGCUCUGUGUCCCGAGCGCUGCCUGAAGACUGGGCCGUGUACCGGAGAGGACUUAACGGCAGAGAGUGAAGCGCUCAGUCCAAUAGUGUUCGUCCUUGUUGUUUGUGACGUGUGUCAGUGUUAUGUGUAUGGUGGAUUCUCUCGUAGAUGUGACUGACUGGAGGACCUGGAAACGUAUGCAGAAUUUUUUUCACUGAAGUCCUGGGGGUAUUGUGUGCUAGCAACUCAACACUCUGUAAAUGAUGUAUUUUAAACUCUACUGCAACCGAAUUAUUUUUGUAAAAUCGACUAUGUGUAUUACUAGUAUGCACAAUAUAAAAGUUCUUUGUGCUUGAUGUAAAA